Molecule: messenger RNA, 687 nt
Organism: Chionomys nivalis (European snow vole)
Lineage: Eukaryota; Metazoa; Chordata; Mammalia; Rodentia; Cricetidae
Gene: Eras
Product: ES cell expressed Ras
Exons: 1
Coding region: 1-687 (228 amino acids)
Biological process (GO): Ras protein signal transduction
Cellular component (GO): plasma membrane
Molecular function (GO): GTPase activity; GTP binding; GDP binding
Source: RefSeq, a predicted model, not a curated record
AUGGCAUUGCCAACAAGGUCUAGCAUCUUGGACCUGAGCUCCAACACACAGUGCACCAGAUCACCAGAGGAAAGCCACGAAGCUUGGGCACAAUGCAAAGAUGCUGGUAGGCAGCUUCCGGAGUACAAGGCAGUGGUGGUGGGCGCAAGUGGUGUUGGGAAAAGUGCUCUCACUAUCCAGAUGACCCACCACUGCUUCGUCAAAGACCAUGACCCCACUAUUCAGGAUUCCUACUGGAAGGAGGUGGCCCUGGACAACGGGGGCUACAUUCUGAAUGUGCUGGACACGGCGGGGCAAGAUAUUCACAGGUCCCUUCGUGACCAGUGCUUGGCAGCUGGUGAUGGCGUGCUGGGGGUCUUUGCUCUGGAUGACCCCUCAUCUCUGGAUCAGCUACAGCAGAUCUGGUCGUCCUGGAGCCCUCAUCAGAAGCAGCCUCUAGUACUCGUGGGCAACAAGAGUGACCUAGUGACCUCUACUGGAGAUGCUCAUGCUGCUGCAGCUGUCCUUGCUCACAAGUGGGGAGCCCCCUUCGUAAAGACCUCAGCCAAGACACGGCAAGGUGUAGAGGAAGCCUUUUCUCUGCUUGUCCAUGAGAUUCAGCGGGCCCAGGAGGCGGUGGUGGAGGCAAGCAUGAAGAAGCCCCGACACCACAAAGCCGUCUGUAGCUGUGGCUGCUCUGUCGCCUGA